AUGGAUCGUCACAGGGAUUUAGAGGGGAAUCGGCGAGAAGUGCUACAGGAGUUGAUAGACACAGAGGGGGACUAUGUAUCGAUGUUUGGGCUAUUUAGGGAGAGCUAUUUGAAUGUAUUAGCGCGGGAGGAAGAACAUGUGGUGUUCAGGAGUAUGGAAGGGGUUGUUAAGGAACUAGUAAGGUGGCAUCGAAGAAUGGAAUGUGAUUUGCGCCAUAUUUUAGGUGAGCAUGGUAGGAGUACUGUAGAGGCAGCGGUCCGUGUGAGUAAGCAGGUGGUCGCGUACAUGGCGAAAUUAGAGGCUCUCUAUAGGAGUUACAUCUUCCAUUUUCAAGCAUCAAGCCGGUUGUUUACAGAAGAGACAUACUACGGGAAGGUGAUGAGAGAGUUGGUGGGCAGAUUGGACCACGGGGUGCGCACUUAUCAACGCACUCAGUUUAGUGGGGAGCACAAGAGGCAUCUCUGGCAGAAGGACACGUCGUAUGACUGUCUAAGCCAUCUACCGGUGAGUCGUUUAACAAAUUACAAAUUGUUUCUAGACGUCAUCGCCAAGACUGUCACAAGUCCUUCAGAUAAGCGCCGUAUUGCUGCCUACACACGUAAAGCAUCGGAAAUUAUUCACCAUAUCAAUAGCGACAGCAGUACAAUGGAUCCUGUAAAUACUGUUAUACAGCGAAGACUUCGCUUCCCUACUGUGGAAUAUGUACCAGUGAGUGCAUUUGGCCAAUGUAUGUUAGCCGGAUGUCUCAAUACAAUGUGGGUGCGGCGCAGAGCGUCUUAUGGAUUUGCAGUAGUGGCAGAACCAUUGGGAGCCUUCUUAUUCAAAUCAUAUUUGGUCCUUGCUGAAAUUUGCCAAGAUUGGUGGACAGUAAAGCAUUGUGUGCCCAUGGUACGUUGUAAUAUUCAUCAUUUGUCUGGUGUCAUCGAUAUUUCUGAAAGCAGUGAUAAUUGCAACAAAGAUAGCAGUUGCGUUGAUACUACUGACACGGAUGAUACCGAUGAAACCAACGAAUCUCAAAGAGCCAAUAACUCCAAUGCAUCUUCAGACAGUUCAAAUCACUGUCCCAUGGCUUUAAAGAUUGAAUUUUAUUUUUAUGGCCAGUGCUUUGAAGUUACCUUUGCAUUUAGGAACUCUCAAGAGUUCCAAGUCUGGAAACAACAUCUAGACACCGUAAAAGAACUAAAUGGUUCUUCUGGUUCUGAAUUCGAGCAGAUAAGUGAUAUAGGAGAAUCUACAAUGGUUCCUAGGGAGAUGGUCCCCAAAUCCACUGUUGCAAGUAGGUGCCCCAAAGUGAAUGAGUUACACAACCUUACACAUGCACAGAGGGAGAUGCUAAAGCACUCAGCAUCUGACUAUUAUGGGAUCAACCCAAUUCACAUAAAUGUAAGCUUUUCAGGAUCUCAGAGAUUCCAACUGAAGUAUCAAACUCUUUCACGAAACAAAUCAGACCCUACAUGUUUUUAUGCCAAAUUUGACACUGCAAGGCGACUACAUAUAGAAGCCUUGAUGUUCGACGUAUGGUCGGAAAGCUUGGUGAGAACUCCAUCCUUAGAAUACAUAAUGACAUCCUACAGCGACACCAUAACGAGCGUCGCUACUACGAGAGCUCCUUCAUCAACUAGAUCAUCAUGGGGAAUGUUCUCCAUUCGUUCAGAUAAUACAAGAGCCACAUCAGUGGUAGAGCCAGCCAAUAACCAAGAUACAUCUCAACAAAACAAAAACAACAAUAAAAAUCUGACUAUCGUCCGACUGGGGACAAUAAACAAACUAAGAAAUUACCUCACUGUUAAAACUUAUAACAAACAGUUUAGCGAAAACCAAGUAUCGUAA
Eremothecium cymbalariae DBVPG#7215 is the source of this 1830-nucleotide messenger RNA. RefSeq lists its product as uncharacterized. NCBI's taxonomy places the organism in Eukaryota, Fungi, Ascomycota, Saccharomycetes, Saccharomycetales, Saccharomycetaceae. The record is from RefSeq and is a predicted model, not a curated record. Gene Ontology annotation, biological process: regulation of GTPase activity. The transcript has a single exon. Bases 1 to 1830 code for a protein of 609 amino acids. Gene Ontology annotation, cellular component: cytoplasm. Gene Ontology annotation, molecular function: guanyl-nucleotide exchange factor activity.